AUGGAUGAUCCAGUGCUGCUUCUCACCUUGCUUGCAGGAUUACUUGGUGCACCUGCAGACAUGAAAAAGCCCAUCAACACGAAGGUCUCCUUAGACAAACCUGCGUCACAGGAGACUGACAUCAAGAGUGUGGUAUGUUUGUCUGCUUUGAAAAUCUUGUCACGUUCGGAGUUUCGUGGCCUUGAUGGUCUUUGGGCCAGCUGUCUUCUUCAAAUGUUUGGUCUCUUCACCGAUACGCUGAAUGGCGAUGUGUUUUUGUCCCUGGGCUUCCACCAUUGCGGAACAUUAGUUUUCCGAGUUCAGGAAGUGGAAACAGAUUUGUGGGCUGUCUGCCCUGGGCAACUAUCCAUCUCUCAAGCGCGCGACACUGUGAAAAUCAUGCAUCUAGCACAUGUGGCGAAGCCUGAUGCGUUUGAUGAAGAAUACAAGGGCGUGCCAUACAAAAUCUGCCUCCCUCACCAAAAUGAAAGCGGACAACUGCUGCUGAUGCGCGAUGGCUACAACCUUUCCUUGGUCCGUUACUUUCUGGAGCGGGGUUCGCUUGAGUUCAUGACGGAGGCGCAUGUGCAACAGCUAUGCAUUGCUUUGUCGGUGAAAACGCCCAAGUUCAAGGAAAGCAAGGUUGGUAUGAAGUCAAAGUUGAAGGGUCUCAUUGAUUUCUUUUGCGCUGAGCUUUCUGAAACUGAUCGGGAGACCAUGCUGCAGCGUCUUCUUUCAACUGGCAGAACCAAAGCCCAAACCUGCAAAACACAAGUGCUUCAUGAGGUAAUGGAAGUUUUGCAGGGGGAUGAGGAAGAGGAGCAGUUUCGAGAUCUGCGAGAUGAGGUAGAUGACAAGUGGAGACACUCCUUCAUCAUUGAACGCAUGGGGCAUUCUAAAGAGGCAGCUAGCGUCAUCACACCAGAGCCGAUCAAGAAACUCAGGCCGCCCCUGGCGGCUGUGCUUUUAGUUUGGCAAAUCAGCUGGUUUGCGUUUGAAGCGUACUACCCUUUGGCAGGGGUGGAACCUGAGAAGAAAUUGCAAAAGAGGGAAGAAAGCAACAAGAAGAAAAACCCAUACUUCAACGUCAGCUUCAUACAAAACAAAGCGCACGCAGUUCCAAGCCUUGUGGCACUGUGUGAAUUUCCUGUGGUCCCGAUACAAGAAGGAUGGAGGAGAUUCUUGACUGUAUUUCACUAA
Cladocopium goreaui is the source of this 1179-nucleotide messenger RNA. Lineage: Eukaryota; Dinophyceae; Suessiales; Symbiodiniaceae. The record is from the annotation of a GenBank genome assembly.